Aplosporella prunicola CBS 121167 is the source of this 2079-nucleotide messenger RNA. RefSeq lists its product as uncharacterized. Bases 132 to 1832 code for a protein of 566 amino acids. The transcript is spliced from 2 exons. Gene Ontology annotation, cellular component: extrinsic component of intraperoxisomal membrane. Lineage: Eukaryota; Fungi; Ascomycota; Dothideomycetes; Botryosphaeriales; Aplosporellaceae. The record is from RefSeq and is a predicted model, not a curated record. Gene Ontology annotation, biological process: peroxisome inheritance.
ACGAAAGCGCGCAGCACAGCCAACUUUCUCUCUUUCACUGCUCCACGAACUUCUGCGCGCCUGCAGGUGCAAGUCUGACACUCUCACCCACAGCCAUCGGCGUCGGCAUGUCUAUGUGAUUCGCCUGCGCCAUGUCCGUCUCGCCCGAGCCCUCCAGCCCGGAUGCCGCUGUACCCCAAGGCGCCGCUAGUCCUAACGUUCGGCGCUCGCACACGCUUCCCACGCGGCUCAGAAGCGCGUCGAGCGCAUCCGCAGAUUUCCCUGCCCCUACAGAUGGAGUUGAGGCUCUGUUCACGCACGCUUUCGCAAGGGUAGUCCUGUUCACGACGCCUUCCCACUCUCGGCCCUCGUCGAGCUCCAGCAAUCGUACCAUCGGACGAGGCGACAACAAAGAAAACCCCGUCACCUUCCCUUGGGUUUCGCCGACGGAGACGACCGUCGCAGCAGGUCCGCUUCGGUUAUAUCGCGUCCCCGGCUCUGUGGCUUUCUUACACUCUGGAUCACUGUUACACGCGAUUCUUCCCAGAUCGCAGUGCUGGUGCGUCGAUGGAGUAUCCAAGUUCGCAUUGCGCAUACCCCGGCCCAAUUCCUACUACCGGAUAGAGCUGCCUGGUGACGGAGAAGACAAUCUCGCAAAGGUUGAGGAUUUCAAGCGCGUCCUGGAGAAGGUGCUAUUCUACGAGAAGACCAUCUGCCCGUUCAGCCGUGGAUUCCAUGUAGAUCUGCCAGAGCCGCCGCCGACACCGCCCCGUCGUAAAAGGCCAGUUACUCCAGGAAAAGCCAAGCGGUGGAGGUUUGACAAGACAUGGCAGCCAGAAGAAAAAGCUCGUGCUGUAAGCCAGGGAACAGAAAGGUCGUUUGGAUCGGACUCUAGCACCCUCUCUGUGUCUGAGGAAUACGACAGGCGUAGCAGCGUCUACUCGGACAGUACGAUCGGAGCGGAUAAUGUUUCCGAAGAGACGGAGAAGGUAUCUCCUCGGACUGUCGCAGGUUCAAGCAGCAAUAGGCGAUCACUCACAUCUCCCGCCCAGCUUUCGUCCGCGCCAAUCACUAUCCCAGGCGCGUCCGGUGAUGAGCCGUCUGACACCUCUGACGACUCCGCGAGUCUUUCGUCCACCGUAAAUUCUUUUUAUUCCUUUGACGAAACUGUUAGGGGCCAAGGUUCGCGCCCGUCGUCGAUAUACUACGAUUCGGCGUCAAUUUACCAGGAGUCUAUUUAUCCCAGAGAAGAGGAUACGUCGAGGGAUGCAGAGAAUGUCUCGAACCCUCGGCAUAAGCGGGAACUCUCCGAGCUGACAAUCACCGCCGACAACCCGCAUCUCAGCGAAGACGAGCGGUCACCAUUUACACCGCGUGUGCCAGAGAUCCACUUGCCAUCUUCCCCUUCAACGCCGACGUUGAUGAGCGAUUCCGAUUCCGCUGUUGACAUGUCAUUGCCGGAACUGGCCACGCCCCCUGAUACUAUCAGAAUGCGCAGACUGACCGGCACCUCUGCCAGAAGAGCUUUCUCUCCGAUGCCAUUAGCUGCAAACAUCCACGCUCCCCCGCAGGACUCCAGCCCUAGACAGGAUUUAAGCGUUGCUUUGGUACAGAAGACAAUGGGCUUGCUGAUUGGCCCUCCUGCUCAUCUAGUUGCGUUGAUGCUCCGCAUUGCUGCACGCAUUGCCAAUGGCAACACGACCGCCGACACGUGGAGCCUCCACAAAGGCAGAAGCAUUCCGGGGGCGUGGCAGUGGAGCGAAGACGAGGGAGACGAAUGGGAUGAGGACGAUUACGGCAUCCCACUCCGCACGCUAAAACGGGACUCAACCGGAUCAUCCGAAGUUGACUAGGAAGCACGGGGUUACGAUAGACGGCGGUCUGGUGGCGAGAAGUGCUUUAUAUCAUUGGCGUUGUUGGAUACCAGCCAUCCGAUGGCCAUCUCGGAGCAAGGCAGCUAAUGGGCAUCUGUUGGGGCGUUGUCGGAUCUUUCUGUUUUGGGUAUACCAUUCCGGGGGACAGUCUGGAGGUAUUGACGCCCUGAAGGUUGGCAGCUUACAUAUGCACCUAAUAAAAAAAGUAUACGUGAUCAUUCUCGGC